AUGCGAAUCCGGAAGCAGGCGAAGCUCAUGGGGCGCAUGUUCGGCGGAAAUGGGUCGAGCUCCUCUGCCGAUCUCUCCCAGCCCAUUGGCCUGCAGUGCCGCCUCAACCAGUCGCCUUGGGACGCCAUGAUCUUCCCUCGUGAUUCAGCCUCCUCGCCAUACCAGGUCGUGGAUGGAGACGACAGCUUGACCGCGAAUGGGAGCUUGGGAGACUCUAUCGGAGCUGGCGAGAGUGUGGCUUCAUUGAAGAUAUCCACCGAUAGAGACGAAAACACUCUAAAAAAAAACCCUAAGAUGCAUCAUAUCUUCUCCAUUGGUGAGGAAAUGGAGAAGGUAGAGGCAAUAGAAGAGAAGAAAGACGAACCUGCUUUGUGCUGCAAGAGCGAUGGGAAAGGGUGGCAGUGCAAGAAAGCGGCGGCGGCUGGCCAUUCACUCUGCGAGCAUCAUCUGGCUCAGCUGAGAGCCUACAACAGCAUGUCACACCCCGCCGGCAAGAAAUCGGACAAGGAGGCCGAGAUCCGGCGCCGCCCCCGGGCCCGGAAACCCACUGCCGCCGCCAAUCCGAAUGAAUUCUACUACUAUUCCGGGUUUGGGCCGCGGUGGGGGAAGAGGAGAGGCAGCCGGGGUGAGGAGGGCGGAAACAGCUCCGCUGCCGCCGUCGCCGCGCCAGAACUCAAAAUUGAUAAUGAUCAUCCGGAGAUUGAUUAUGUUGAAGAUGACGAGAGUGAUGACAAUGAGAUUAAUGGAGAGGGGAGCAAUGAAUCUGGGAAGAAGAGGGUUCGGAAGCCCAUCAAGGCUAGAUCACUCAAGUCCUUGAUGUGA
This is a messenger RNA of Diospyros lotus (date-plum), 822 nucleotides long. RefSeq lists its product as uncharacterized. The transcript is spliced from 3 exons. The record is from RefSeq and is a predicted model, not a curated record. The coding region runs from base 1 to 822 and encodes 273 amino acids. Lineage: Eukaryota; Viridiplantae; Streptophyta; Magnoliopsida; Ericales; Ebenaceae.